This is a messenger RNA of Plasmopara halstedii, 159 nucleotides long. RefSeq lists its product as uncharacterized. The transcript is spliced from 2 exons. The record is from RefSeq and is a predicted model, not a curated record. Bases 1 to 159 code for a protein of 52 amino acids. NCBI's taxonomy places the organism in Eukaryota, Oomycota, Peronosporomycetes, Peronosporales, Peronosporaceae.
AUGUACAGCGUUCGAGAAAUUUUACUGACAAAACUACUGGAACCUGGAACUGACAUGUUUAAUAAAAAAUUUACAACAGUAGAUAGUUCAAAAAUUAAAAGUAUUAUUGGAAAUUUAACUGAUGAAAAACUUUAUGCACUCUUUAGGAAAGCAUUGUAG